Pseudopipra pipra is the source of this 2114-nucleotide messenger RNA. RefSeq lists its product as uncharacterized. The coding region runs from base 1 to 678 and encodes 225 amino acids. NCBI's taxonomy places the organism in Eukaryota, Metazoa, Chordata, Aves, Passeriformes, Pipridae. The transcript has 3 exons. The record is from RefSeq and is a predicted model, not a curated record.
AUGCACCUGUGUAGCCCGAAGGAAGCUCGGUGGGAGGCAGAGGCAGGUCAACACACGGGACCCAGCGAGGCACCGGGACAAUCCCGCCGGGAACUCUCCCUGACCCUCACCUCUCCUCGGAGCACGGCGGUGUCCGCAGGGGGAGCGCAGGAGCCGCUGGAAGGACGAGCCAGGACAGGACACGAGGAAGGAGCCCCACGCACCCCGCACCUCCCGCAGCCGGCGCGGACCCCGGCACCGCCUGGCCCAGCCCUCUGCCCGCUCCUCCCCGCCGGCGGCCUCGACGGGUCACAACGCGGUACCUCCUCCCGCCGCCGCAAACGCCCUCACCGAGCCUUAAUCACCUCUAUUCCGGCCCGUCCGUUCGCGGCCUUUCCCGUCUCAGGGAUGAAAGAAUGUCCCCGGCGCUGCCGGGGACUACAGCUCCCAGCAGGCCCCGCGCCACCCCGCCCUGCCACGUCUGCAGCGGCCCCGCGGCGCCGACGAGUCCAUCGGCCCCACGCGGGGGAGUUCGCUCCUCCCCUCCGCGCCCACUGCGUGGUUCGGUCCUCACACAUCAAAUGGCGGCGCGGGCGGGACGUGGUUAGUGCCACGUUGGCGGUGAGGAGGAGGGGCGGGCGAGCGGGGAGAGGAAACUACACGGUGCAGUUAAACCUCACAACGUUGAAGAACUGUUAGGCACACUAUCUGAAUUUCUGUUUAGGGGGAUUUGAAGUGUAGCUCCGUUAAAAUUCCAUAAUCCAUGUAAUCAGGUUGGAAGAAAGCUCUGAUGUCAUUGGUCCAACCUGUGAUCGAACAGCAGUCAGCUAGACCACGGCUCUGAGUGGUACAGACGAUUAAAGACGUCGUCUUUAAUCCUUAAAGACCUCUAGGGACGGGGACUCCACCGCUUCCCUGGACAGCCCAUUCAAAUAUUUAAUCACCCUUUCUGAGAAAUUCCUCCUGAUUUCCAAUCUAAAUCUCUGCUGGUGCAGUUUGAGGCUUUGCCCUCUGGGUCCAAUGGCUUGUUCCUGGGAGCAGAGUCCAACCCCCACCUGGCCACAGUCUCUGGUCAGGGACUUGCAGAGAGCAAGAAGGUCCCCCCUGAGCCUCCUUUUCUCCAGGCUGAGCCACCCCAGCUCCCUCAGCCACUCCUGGUGCUCCAGACCCUUCCCCAUUCUCUGUUCCCUUCCCUGGAGAUGCUCCAGCCCCUCAACGUGUCUCCUGAAUUGGGGGUCCCAGAACUGCCCCCAGGAUUGGAGGUGCCUCAGCAGUGCCCAGCACAGGUGGAUGGUCCUGGUCCUGCUGCUGCACUAUUCCCCAUUGUCGCCAGAUGCCAUCGGCCUUUCUUGCCACCUGGGCACCAUCCACCCCAUCAACACAAACAGCUCCUUUAUCUUCCUUCCCUGGCUAUGGGGAGGGGGGAGUAGGGGAAUUAAAUGGUGCUCUUGAAUCUUGCAGCCUUGACAAGACACCAAGCCCCCUUUCUAGGUUUAUAAUUAUGGGAAUUUGAAGUGUGUCUCACUUAAAAUAAUUAAGGCCUGAUAAGUAAGGCAUGACAGAGAUGCUUGCAUCAAAUGUAUGUGAAAUAUUACAGAAAACUCAGCAAAGCCAAGUAGCUUUGGAUAGUGUGAAUUUCAAGCAUUUUCUCCAGGAUUUUUUUCUUUUUUUGAAUUUCACAUUGAAAUUUAACAUUAGAGGAACACGAAUUGAGAGUGUUUGAGGAUCAAAAUUUGAGGAUCAAAAACUGAAGCAUUUAAGCAAGCGUUAUUUCUUGACAUUUCAGAAACUUCAUGUUACUCCAGUGACAAAAAAAUGCCCCCCCUUAACAGCAGUUUCAAGCCUCUUUAGAAAACAACUGAGAACGUGACACUCCAAAACCUGUAAUAUACCUUGAAGUUGUAUCCUGAUGGAGAAUAAAUCUAUACAUUCACUACAGUCUUAGAGAAACACACAUUGAGAUACUGUCAGAAUUUUUUGCUGUGCUUAAAUCCAGCUGGUUUACGAGUUUUAAGUGUCCAGCCAUUCAUUAUUUUCCAAGCUAUAUUUAUUUAUAAGAAGUUAUCUGGAAUUCUCUGUCAGGGAGAUGCUGUGAGUGAACUGCCUCUAGAGGCAAUGAACACUUGUGCCUUGUG